CUAGAGGCGUGAAUAGCGGCGACUGGAAAGGCAACCAGCCUUCUGCAGCCUUUGGUCAUGUACGGGUACACAUACAUAGACGUGCCGCAGCGAUCUCGGAACAAAUACGUUACAACCGUUCCCUUGGCCCGAACCGAUUUUCAUCAUGUCCCUGCAAUUUAUCCACAGUCAUGACUCACCAAAAGUCGGUCUCGACGCGAUUUAUGGUGUAAAGUGGUUGCCAAAUGACACGGUGGUAUCAGUUUCGGCAGAUGGAAAAGCAUCUCAGUGGAACGCCUCGGAUGGAGCUGUCAUCCACAGUCUCCCGCCCCAUCCUCUAGCUCUAACUUCACUAUCCACCGAUGCAGAAGGAAACAGGGCUCUCAUCAACUCCAUAGAGGGGACCAUAUCACUCUGGGAUUUGACGUCGGGGGAAGUCGUCGGUAAACGGGAAACUUUCGAUCAAGCAAAAUCAGGCAUAGAUGCAGCAUGGUCUGUAUCGUUGCAUCCUCAAGGGGGGAACUAUGCAUCCACAGGAGCCAGUGGCACUCUCCGGAUAUCUUCAGCGGAUCCCGAAUCAUUUGGAAACAUUCUCCAAACACUAUCGCCACGCACAGAUGGCCGGAACAAAUUCGGGUUACAUGCUAAAUAUAGUCCGUCCGGGAAACUUGUUGGAAUAUCUACGGAGCAAGGUGCUGUCUAUGUAUUCGAUGUGGAAAGCAAGGCAGUCGUGCACUCGUUUUCUUCGCAUGCCACCAGCGUGCGGUCUUUGUCUUGGUCUGCGGAUUCUCAGCUUCUAUGCUCUGCUUCCGACGAUCGUCGAAUUGUGCUCUACGACACUCGCAGUCCCUCCGCCACGUCCCCGAAUGCGAACUCGAGCACAGGAGUUGUAGCUUCAUUUAUUGGUCAUGCCUCUUGGGUGUUAUCAGUUGAUAUUUCACCUGAUGGGAAGUUGAUCGCAAGCGGUUCGAGCGAUCGCAACGUCAAAAUUUGGGACUUGACGUCGCGGCAAUGCGUCUCAACCCUUUCAUCCUCAUCAGAGCAGAGUGGCGAAGUGUGGGGUGUGUCCUGGAAGCCGGUUGCGGGCUCUUCGGCUCUCGUUUCUACCGGCGAAGAUGGCAGCCUGAGGUGGUGGAGGACCGCAGGCGCGGGUGCCAGUGUAUGAACAAACAUGGAAGCAAAUCUGGAAUUUUUGGGCAGUGCAUGUUAUACGAGUAUUAGAUUAUACAGCCAUAAGCGUUCUUGUGCACUACCAUGGGUAUCAACGAGAACGGAAGCGCGCAGAGAAUAGCAAAAGCCG
Cantharellus anzutake is the source of this 1279-nucleotide messenger RNA. RefSeq names its product WD repeat-containing protein 61. Gene Ontology annotation, molecular function: protein binding. The record is from RefSeq and is a predicted model, not a curated record. Lineage: Eukaryota; Fungi; Basidiomycota; Agaricomycetes; Cantharellales; Hydnaceae. The transcript has 8 exons. Gene Ontology annotation, cellular component: Cdc73/Paf1 complex. The coding region runs from base 146 to 1144 and encodes 332 amino acids.